Messenger RNA from Dermacentor albipictus, 3075 nucleotides. Its product is annotated as MYND-type zinc finger-containing chromatin reader ZMYND8-like. Lineage: Eukaryota; Metazoa; Arthropoda; Arachnida; Ixodida; Ixodidae. The record is from RefSeq and is a predicted model, not a curated record. Gene Ontology annotation, cellular component: cytoplasm; nucleus. Gene Ontology annotation, biological process: regulation of DNA-templated transcription. Gene Ontology annotation, molecular function: protein binding; transcription corepressor activity.
CUAUUUCUAAUUCGCACGCACCACAUGUGCGAUUUUUAUUUACACUUGCGUGCAAGAACUUUUUCACAGCUCGCGCCACCUAGUGCGUUGUUAGCUCGCUUUGUGGGAAGUUUUGUUUUCAGCAGCAUGCAAGUGUUUUUGUGAGGAAUUGAGUAAUUAUCAACGAUGCACAAUUGCGUUUACCUGGAAUCGAAUCUGUGAACGUCUCUCAUGUGAACGAAGGAGCUAAAUAAUGGGGUGUGCCAGUGAUCAACAUCCGCCGACCGUGCACCGAUCGAGACUGUAAUGCAAGAUGAGUUCCGAAGACCAGGCUCGCCUCAAAGGUUUUGUCAUUCCAGGCAAAAAGAGAGUAGCUCCGACAGCGAGUGGUCCUGAUGUCAAGAAGCCAAAGCCUGCAAAGGAAGGUGGGGACCGCUUCUGCUGGAUCUGCCACCGGGAACCAUCGUCACUGUGGUGUGACACGUGCCCACGUAGCUACCAUGCUUCCUGCGUCAACCUCAAGGUCAAGAGCCUCACUGAGUGGGUCUGCCCCGAGUGUGUGCGUGUCAUGGCUGCCGAGAAUGUGGACACGCGCUCUGCCUCCCUCUCACUACUCACAGUGGACGAGUUCUGCAGUCUCCUUCAGUUUGCCAUACAGAGGCUCAAGCAGCACACGCAUGAAGCUUUCUUAAAGCCUGUCUGCACGAAGACUUACACAUCAUACACCAAGUAUGUUAGUCACCCUUUCGACCUCAGUAUACUUGAAAAGAAUGUGAGGUGGAAGCACUAUGGCUGUACUGAGGCAUUCCUCAGUGACGCCCGAUGGAUUUAUCACAACUGUAUUAUAUUUAAUGGAUAUAACCACAAGCUUUCCAUGAGUGCCAAGGUGUUGAUGAAGGUGUGCAAGCAGGAGAUGGAAGACAUUGAGGUGUGCCCGGACUGCUACAAGAAUGCCAAUACUCAAGAGUCGUGGUUCACUGAACCCUGUAGAAGACCUCAUCUUCUGGUUUGGGCAAAGUUGAAAGGAUUUCCCUAUUGGCCUGCAAAGGCAAUGCGUCUUCAAGAUGGCAACAUUGAUGCCAGGUUUUUUGGUGCUCAUGAUAGGGCGUGGGUCCCCAUGGCCCAAUGCUUUCUGCUCUCUAAGGAGUCCCCGACGGACAUCAAGAAUCGCAAGAAGGGCCUCCACAAUGCUGUUGAGGAGCUGGAAAUCUACAUCCAGAAGUACCGCAAGAAGUUUGGCGAGUAUCGUUACAGCGCGCUCCGGACUACACUGACGGCUGAAGAUUUUCAGUGCUCCCAGGCAUCGCCCCCACCAGUGAAACACCAGCAACAAGAUCAACAGAAGGAGAAGGAGAGUGAAACAUCAAGCAAGUCUCCGAAAACAGAGGACAGUGAGCUUAGUUCAGCUCCAUCACUGGAUCCGCUCGAGAAGGACAUGCAGAGCAACACAACCAGCUCCUUGAAAGACAAGUCCAUGGCCGGUUCCACAAGGGACUCGCAGAGUGACACGCCAAACUCGUCAAAAUACAAGUCUGUAACCAGUUCGGCGAGUUCAACUCCCACGAGAGCGGAUCCAAAAAAAGAAACUGAGCUCAUCACGCCACUGCCUUCUCCCAGAAAGGAGACAUCUCUGGUGAAAGAAGAAAAGGGGGCACUAGUGCCGCUUCCUGAUGGUGCACCGCAGGGGAUCUUUGAGGUCAGUUCCGAACUGCCGGGAGAACUGCAGAUGAAAGUCUCCAAGGAGGACAUGGAAGACCUUCCAAAGAUGAUGAACCGCAAAUUCGAAAGCCUGGUCAGUGCAUUGAAGAAGAUUGAACGCUCCAUCAGCAGUGACAGGAGCAAUUCUACUCCUGAUGCUGAAGAUGAGAACAGCAGUGUCAACCGAACCGUGGCUUCGGCAGCCAGCAGCAUCCCAAAGAGUGGUCAGAGCCCGUCGUCAUGCGAGGUCUCAAGCACGACCGUGACGACCGACCAGGGUGAAGUGCCGUCCAGCCAGUUUGCCGCAAAAGAACCACCCUCUACCGAAGAGCAGCCUUUAGCUCCAGCUGAUGAUUUCCAAGAGAAGCUUAAAAAGACAAUCCUCUCCUGCAAGGAGAAGGUAGGAGGCACUACCACCCUUCUAGAGGAGCCUGCUGAUGAGGAAGAGGAGAUGGAUGAAGAGGAGGAGGAGGUAGAUGACGAAGAAGAUGAGGAGGAGGAAGGAGUAACGGAGGCAGCAACGGUGGAAGAUGAGGCCGUGGAUACCAGGCAACCCAAGGAGAUUAGGGCUGGUGGCAUUUCAUCAAAACAACAGCAGCAGGCAGAGAAAGAUGCGGCUUUGCCUGAAGACAAACAUUCGCCACCAGAGCCACCAGAAGCCACCACUGCAGAGGAGGGAAAAUCAGACGUGGAGGAUCCAGAAAAACCUGCUCCAUCUGCAGACACAGUGGAAGACGAAGAGCAGCUUGCCAAAGUGUCGAAACCACCAGGCCGGGCUAAGAUGAAAUUCACGACCAAACGAAGUGAGCUUGACCCUCUGUCAUCACAGCCCCCUUCCAGUGGAACGACCACACCAACCGAGGAGUCAUGUGCAGAAAAGACGUCUGAAAUUGUACAGAAAGCUGCAGAAAGCAUUGACCGCAUCAGGCAAGAAUGCAAGGAAGAGAUGCUGGAAUACCACCAUAUCCUUGCUCUGACCCUAAAGGAAAUGAGAAUAUGCAUAGAUCUCGAACAUAAGAAAACAAGAGCGUCUAUUAUUGAGAAGCAUGCGGUAGACAUGGCUGCUGCUAUAUCGGAAACGAAACGAAAACAGUGGUGUGCCAACUGCUGGAAAGAAGCAGCGUUGUACUGUUGUUGGAACACCUGCUACUGCGACUACCCCUGCCAGCAAGCUCACUGGCCAAAGCACAUAGCAAGCUGCACCCAGGCAAAUAAUUCAAGCCAGCAAAAUGCAGGAGUUAUAUUGAACAAUGGCCCCACUAUCACCGAGCUCUCUCUGUCUGCAGGCAAAGGAGCCACUUCCAUGUUGGUGCCUACUGGUGGCUUCCCAGCCUCUACACAUACUAUGGGAGGCCUUCCAUUUGAUCCUGUUGAAUAAAGAAGUUGGCUUUUUCUGUA